Messenger RNA from Lytechinus variegatus (green sea urchin), 1816 nucleotides. Its product is annotated as monocarboxylate transporter 7-like. The coding region runs from base 9 to 1394 and encodes 461 amino acids. The transcript is spliced from 4 exons. NCBI's taxonomy places the organism in Eukaryota, Metazoa, Echinodermata, Echinoidea, Temnopleuroida, Toxopneustidae. Gene Ontology annotation, molecular function: monocarboxylic acid transmembrane transporter activity. Gene Ontology annotation, biological process: transmembrane transport. The record is from RefSeq and is a predicted model, not a curated record.
GUUUAGCAAUGGAGUCGUCUGAAGAGCUGGAUACAUGGCGCUACGUUAUAAUGUUAGCCAAGUUUAUGAUGCAUUUCCUUCACAUUGGACUAAUAAGAUCACUAUCAGUUCUCAUUCCCUAUCUCGCCUUUCAACUGGACAUGGAAUACUCAACUUCUGGAUUCCUGGUUACACUGCAGGCUGGCAUAUACUACAUCGCGUGUCCAGCAAGUUGUUAUUUGGCUCAUAAGUUUGGUUGUCGCCGUGUAACCGUCAUCAGUUGUUUCCUAUCUACAAUAUCCCUCUUAGCAGGAUCAUUCAGUCAAUCAGCAACCUUUCUUGGUUGUUCAUAUUUCUUAACAGGUCUUUUCUCUUCUCCAUUGAGGCAAAUGUCGAAUGAAAUGCUUCCUCAACAUUACGGAAAACAUGGAUAUGGAUUUGCGCAGACGGUCACACAGUUGGGCAGUCAGGUUGGCAGUUUCUUGAUGCCAUACAUCAUAGUUUUUACUCUUGAUGCUUAUGGGGUGAGAGGAAGCCUAUUUUUCCUAAGUGCAAUGGUGUUUCAUGGCGUACCCAUAGCGGCGACAUUACGUCCCCCGCGACUUCCACAAGGCCCAUCUGAAACGAACAGUUCUAUCCGAGGAGAUGGCGAUGGACCAGAACUCGAGCCACUUCAAACUGGUGACGAAUUAGAGAGCCCUACUAGUAAAGAAGAAAGUGUGGAUUUAGAGAAUGACAAUGGCCUAAAGAAAAAAGAAGACCAAAUUCCUCAGCACUUAAAGGUCGAUAUGUUUCGAAGUAUGAUUCAUCAAACCUUUGAUUUUUUCAAAGAGGAACUUGUUUUUACAUUUCUCCUCCUUCCAUGCCAGAUUUUGUUCGACAUAACUUUCGCUGGCUGGGAAGUGUUCCUCUUCUCCUAUGGGAUCACUGAAGGAUUGUCCAAAGAUAAAGCCGUUUAUACGGUGAUGAUGGGUUCUAUUGGCGGGUUAGUCGGACGCUUUUCAUUAAUAGCAAUCCUCUACAAAUUUCCUUUAGUGACUUUGUAUCUGGUUGCAUUGAACAUGGGUAUAGUGUCCGUCACGCUCUUAGUAUACCCCAUCAAUUCCUCGCUCACCUAUUUGGCCAUUUGUUCUUUUUUUGCCGGGUUCGGUUUCUUCAAUGCCUUUUCAUCUUUUUACGGUGCUGUCUCUCUUCUGGUGGGGAAGGAUAAUUUCCCAAAGGCCAUUGCUUGUUCCCUCAUGCUAUGUGGAAUUUCAUAUUUAUUAUCCGGAAUACUAACAGGUUCUAUGUACGAUUUGUUUGGUUCAUACCGGGCUGUCUUCCGUGUCUUAGGAAUCAUGUCAGGUGCCGCUAGUUCGGCAAUCACUAUUUAUAUCUGUGUUGACUAUUCUAGAAACAAAAAUAAGUCGCUUUGAUGUUAUACUUAUGUCACUUUUGUUUACCCCUGUCAGUUUAACACUUGACAUUUCCACCGAACGGGCCUUUCUGACAUGGAAGAUAAUCGUACCCUUUCUUAUGUAUAUUAUAGAUUUCUUUUAGACCUAUAAUGUUUGACGUCAACACUCGCAUUUUUCGAAUGUACAGGUAUGCCUUGAAAAUCAUAACAAUGAAUGCAUCACUUAUGUACCUUAUGCACAUAAGAUUCAAGAUUCAACUUCCAGUGUGUCUCACGACACACAUGUAUAGUGUUUAGUAGAAAACAAACAAAGUCUGUGAUUCGGGGGGGGGGGGCGCUUUGGGUCUAAUGCCUCUCCCCUUCAAAAGAUGAAGAGCUCUCUUUCAAAAGGGGUUAGGUCCAUUUUUCAUCAAAUUUGAUUUUUAUGUCUCAAUGAAUAGA